UCGAGUCCCUUCGAGUCCCUUCGAGUCGCUGGCAGCCCCAAAGUAUUCCAUCCGGCUGCCUCUUAACUUUUACUGGAAAAGCAUCAACUCAGGGCGUUUUUCUAUAAAACAAAAAAAAAUUUACUGGAAAAAUGAAACGGCAUGUUGAACACAGCUGUGCGCCUAAGAUUCUUAACUGUCACAGUGAUAGAUUUAGCGUUAUCAGGAACAGCAAGAACCGCGGUACACAUAACACUCAGUCUGCUGCCAGCGGGAGCAACAAGAGAGGCGAGCAUCAUGUCCGAGUCACCAGGGGCUGGAACAUACCAAGGUCCACCUCGAGGACCACAGGUCGGAGUAAGGAGUCAUUCUGGAUCUCCAUCUCCGUAGUAGUCUACUUCCUGAUCCAUUGCUGCAAAUCAAGAUCGUACCCCAGUUCCUCCUUCUCCUCCUCCUCCUCCUUUUCUUGUUCCCCUUCUUCUUCCUCCUCCUCCUCCUCCUCCUCCUCCUCCUCCUCCUCCUCGUCCUUGGUCCUGAAUCGUAAUUUGAUCGGUUUUGAAAGGAUCGUCGAUAAGAGCGACAGUGGGAUCGAUGCCCAGAACAACGACUCUCCCGCCGGGUCAAUAGUGGCGGCCGCGGAGGCCAACCAGUCGUUCUUACCUCGUUCAUCAUCUUCGACUUCGAGUGUCGACGAGUUGCGCUCACCUUCGUUGAGCACAGGGCCCUUCACGUCUGUUGGAGGGUGGGAAUCCGCCGCACCAGAAGGAGCAGCUCCAGCAGAUGGUGGUGGUGGUCCUACUAAAUAUAGAGCGAAUGCUGAGUAUGCUCCGCUGAGGUUCAAGAUCUCUUAUCGUUGCUGCAAGAGAAGGGGUGUGAAGAUCUCCGUCCGAUUAGACGGCGAUGCGCCGUCCGACACCAACGUACUUGUGCUGGGCAGUCCGGCGACUGCAGCCAGAGGGCCUUGGAGAGUGAAAUUCGGUCCUCAUUGUGUUGCGCCAGUGGGGCUCGACACCCACUUCCGGAUGGUGAAGGCUAGGUACGUGGGCAAUGCAAACCACGUUUACAGUGAGCCCUGGAGCCAAAUGAGCCAGCCUGGGGAGCAUGGGUUUGGUACCCUUGGUGACGGUGGUGGUGGUGGUGGUGGUGGUCAGCUGGGCAAGUGCCCGUUUCUCUACUUUCAAGUCGUGUUUGCAGGAAGGAACAGAGGUGGGCAUUGUGCCACGUCGCAGGUCUUCUUCUAAGCCUAAGAGGAGUCUAUCUUUCCCAGGGCCUAUGUGUAAAGUGGCUACGACGGUGGCUGUGGGCCUUGUGGUCAUCCUCCACCUGUUUUUUUUUUUUUUUCCUCUCACCGCCAUAGUGAGUGAGAGAGACGGGGUACUGCUGCUGCCUUUGUCUACUUUUCAAGUCGUGUUUGCAGGAAGGAACAGAGGCGGUCCGGGACCGUUCUGCCACGCCGCAGGUGUUCUUCUAGCCUAAGCCUAAGAGGAGUCCCAUCUUUCU
Molecule: messenger RNA, 1479 nt
Organism: Chara braunii
Lineage: Eukaryota; Viridiplantae; Streptophyta; Charophyceae; Charales; Characeae
Source: the annotation of a GenBank genome assembly